This is a messenger RNA of Physella acuta, 816 nucleotides long. Its product is annotated as tetra-peptide repeat homeobox protein 1-like. NCBI's taxonomy places the organism in Eukaryota, Metazoa, Mollusca, Gastropoda, Physidae. The record is from RefSeq and is a predicted model, not a curated record.
AUGCGCCCACUAGAUGGCCCACUAGAGACAUGCGGCCCUUUAGAUGGCCCACUAGAUGGCCCAUUAGAGGACCCACUAGAAGGCCUACUAGAGGACCCACUAGAUAGCCCACUAGAGGAUCCACUAGAGGACCCACUAGAGGACCCACUAGAUGGCCCACUAGAUGGCCCACUAGAGGACCCACUAGAGGACCCACUAGAGGACCCACUAGAUGGCCCACUAGAGGACCCACUAGAUGGCCCACUAGAGGACCCACUAGAUGGCCCACUAGAGGACCCACUAGAUGGCCCACUAGAUGGCCCACUAGAGGACCCACUAGAGGACCCACUAGAUGGCCCACUAGAUGGCCCACUAGAAGACCCACUAGAUGACCCACUAGAUGGCCCACUAGAGGACCCACUAGAUGGCCCACUAGAUGGCCCACUAGAGGACCCACUAGAUGGCCCACUAGAGGACUCACUAGAGGACCCACUAGAUGGCCCACUAGAGGACCCACUAGAUGGCCCACUAGAUGGCCCACUAGAGGACCCACUAGAGGACCCACUAGAUGGCCCACUAGAUGACCCACUAGAGGACCCACUAGAGGACCCACUAGAUGGCCCACUAGAGGACCCACUAGAUGGCCCACUAGAUGGCCCACUAGAUGGCCCACUGGAUGGCCCACUAGAGGACCCACUAGAUGGCCCACUAGAGCCAACAAGCACAUCACGUCAUCUGAACAAAAGCAGAGCUAGAAAACUGAGCCAAUUUGUCCAGAACUUUGCCGAGUGCUUGAAAAAAGUUUUUUACAUGAGAGCUGAAAUGGCCAUCAUUUGA